Messenger RNA from Armigeres subalbatus, 2362 nucleotides. Its product is annotated as zinc finger protein 431-like. Gene Ontology annotation, molecular function: RNA polymerase II transcription regulatory region sequence-specific DNA binding; DNA-binding transcription factor activity, RNA polymerase II-specific; zinc ion binding. Gene Ontology annotation, cellular component: nucleus. The coding region runs from base 134 to 2206 and encodes 690 amino acids. Lineage: Eukaryota; Metazoa; Arthropoda; Insecta; Diptera; Culicidae. The record is from RefSeq and is a predicted model, not a curated record. The transcript is spliced from 6 exons. Gene Ontology annotation, biological process: regulation of transcription by RNA polymerase II.
UUUCAUCGUGAAUCGUUGGUUGCUGGGUUGGUUGAAAUCGUUGAAUGAAAGUGAAAAACUCUCAAGAAAAUUUACUGAUUUUUGGGUCCUAUUUUCACAGUCUUAUAGAUUUUUCUCACCAGUGCAGUUAUAAAUGAAGUGCGUAGUUCCAUCCUGCAGGCAUGGUUCCCAUGAAACGCCCAUGUUGCAUCGGUUUCCGCGAGACAGGGCUGUGCGUUUGCAGUGGAUCAAGGCCAUUACAUUGGCCAACAAAGAGCCGCUAAAUCCGAAUAUUAACUACCACUCUGCCCGCAUUUGUUCGCAACAUUUUACUCCAGAAUGUUACAAGAACGAUUCAAACGUCCGGAAAACGCUUCGCAAGACAUCUAUCCCUACCGUGUUUGGAAAAGUGCUCGUAGACCCCGAGAAGUGGGAAAUUUGCUAUCCGAAAACAGCACUACAACUCUUGCAAUGUACACAAGAAGCAAACAUCAAACAGCAAAAUUUGCUUGAAAAUGCACUCCGCCAUACCAGAAUCGAGUCAGAUGAAAGCAACGCAUCCAACUUCCGGUUGAAGCGGUUUCCGCACGUGUGCCGGAUGUGUUUGAAGCCAAACUCUAAUCAGAGCUUGAUGAUUUCCCUAUCAACCGUCGAUCCUGUUAUGGGAGGUAAAAGCAUCCACGAUUUCAUCGAAGACAUUAUGGCGCCGAUCAUGACUUUCGAUCAGAACAAACAACAAUUUUUACCUCAGUCGAUUUGCCAGCUAUGCCUUGAACUGCUCAGAUUCUUCGCCAGAUAUUACUCCAAGAUGACUACGUUGCACCUCUUCAUGAACUCCUUGAUCGAAGUAAAACACCGAAAUUUCGAUCCGAUAGUAGAUCUCUUCGAUACAAAAUCGGAACACCUACGCGUGCUGAUCAAAGAUUUGGACCUGUGUAGUUUGGAUAAGUAUUCUAUGGAUGACUUACUGGAGGAAUUCCCUACGUACGAAUUGGCAUCCUUUGACGGAUUUGUAGAAGAAGAGAGCAAAGACAUAGAAUAUCAAGAGCCAGCCGAAGAAAGUACGUCCGAAGCUGAGCACCAUCAACCGGAUUCAAUCGUGACGGACGUUCCGGAUGAAGUUCCGCUCAAAGGUAAGAAAAGAAAGAGAAGGAUUCCUACCAAACCUAAAGAGCCGGAGAAGAAACUCGAAGAAGCACUGCAAUGCGACAAAUGUCCCUAUUCGUCAUACAGUAAACGAUGCUUCCAAACACACAAACUCGUUCACGAUCUUCGAAAACCUAAAACGUGCGUUUGUCAGAAACCGGGCUGUUCGGAGGUGUUCCAAAGUCGAAUAGAGUAUCGUCGUCACGUUCAAGUCGCUCACAAGGCGUAUGUCUGCGAGACGUGUGGACUUCGGUGCGUUUCGCGAUUCUAUCUAAAGAAUCAUAUGGCUCGCCAUUUGAAGAAAUAUGAGCACUUGUGUCCGUACUGCAAGCAAGGCCACAACACGAAUGGCGAUCUGCUUAUUCACAUACGUGUUAUGCAUUUGGGCGUCUACAGCUACCGGUGCGAUACGUGCGGAAUGACGUUCCGGAAAAAGGCCACCCGGGACGAGCAUCAGCUCGCCCAUAGUGAAGUGUACGCCUAUGAGUGUCUGCAGUGCGACAAAAAGUUCAAAAAGCAGCAGUUCCUGAAAAAUCACAUCACUAAAGUGCACGACAAGGUUCGACUUCAUUGUCCGCACUGUACCGAACAUUUCGGGGCCUCAUACAAUCUGAACAACCACAUCGAGAAAGCUCAUGGUAUUCAGGUUCGGUUCAUUUGUGACGUUUGUGUCCAAACGUUCACCAGUCAGGACAAGCUGGACAGGCAUCGGGAGCGACACGACAAGCCCCAUGAGCUGGAGUGUUCGACGUGUUUGACACUGGUCGCUUCGAAGGAAAUGCUUGCAGAUCAUUUGUGCAUCACUUAUAAGGAUGACUACGUAUGCUGCGGACGAGAUCACCGAUACCACACCAUGUACAACAAGCACAUGCUGCUGAAACAUGACAUCCGGAUGAACGCGCGGGUGAAACCUAUUCCGGGGAAACUGAUGGGUGAGAUAAGAGCCAAAAGGAAGCGUGUCGAAAUGUGUAUGAAGUGUGAGAAAGUUUUCCCGACCAGGGCGCUGAAAAAGCAACACACGGAAAUCUGCCAUGCAGAGAUUGAAGUACUUGAGGAUAAUGGCGAUGAUGUGGAGCACUGAUGACACAAAAGGUUGGCUUUUGAAGGAUGGAUAACAGUUUAAUGAAUCGAUGCAAAUAACACCGAGCUGAAGGGUUCUCGAUCGUCUCGGAGAAUAUAACUUGCCGCACUUAUUAAAAUAAAACCAAUGAAGACAUGCUGAUUUUCUGUGGCAUUG